UCACAGACCACAGAGGGAGAAGAAUUGGGCACAAUGUGAUUAUUGGGUGCAUGUAUCCAGCAAAUGUGCUCCUUUCAUUCUUAUCUACCUUGAGCAAAGGCAGAGCGCCCUAGAAAAGGAGGUACAUUCUCAGCACAUAAAACUGCUUUGACACCCUUGGAAAAGCCUAUAUAUUGUCUUUUUGAAGGCCCAAACUUAUAGGACUGACAUAAAUAUUAUAUCCUAACUUGAUGAAGCAAACUAGUAAAAAAAAAUCAAGUCCAAUUUUGUUAAAGUACGCAUUUCACCAGAAAUCACCCUCAUUUUAUACAGCAUGGCAAGCAAGUAGAAGUUCAAUUGCCACAGCCCUCUGCGCUAUCAUUCCUGCUCUGCAAGCUGUGUUCACUGCAGGGGAGUUGGACUAGAUGGCCUCAACGGUCCCUCCCAAUUCUAAGGAUCCUAUGUCUAUGACCUAUGAUCUAAGGAUAUGAUUCUAAGCAGCAGCAAGUGCUGUGCUGUGACCACUGGGCUCAGGAGAUGGAGACUGACAAGUUAUAUCGUGGAAGGACUUCAAAGUGAAUUCCUUUCUAGAAGUUGGAAAAUUCUACCUACCUGGAAAACCUGAUACUCAAUGUGCUUUGCAUUAUUUCUGAAGUUAAACAUAAAUGUGAAGAAACUUCUUUGGCUUCACACAACUCCAUCAUAUCGAGCAACUCCUUACUGCAUAGUUACUCAAGCUGAUCUGUAAAUCAUAACACAGUAAGAAAACAAACUAAGAAAAUCUGUGUUUGGACUCAACUACAGAUCUGGGUAAUUAAGAUCUUCCCAGAAAGGUGCCUGUUGGAAACUUACUAACUUGUCUCUAAACGCCAUGGAACACAGUCAGUGUGGUCAACAUCCUCAGGUGAGCAUCAGAACUACUCCAUCAUCUCCCAUUGCGUCAAUGAGAAACACACACCUCAGAUCACACUGGAAGGCAAUACUGUAAUGUUGCAGCCUUGGAAGCCCGGCACCACCCAGAUCUCACGGCGGAAACCACAGACACUCCUACCAACAUUUCUCAAAUUUGUUUUAAUACUGGAAUAGUUUUAGCUCAGAAACCAAUUUAAAUUCAACUGGUACAGCCUUGCAUUGUCAAAAUGCGUGCAGUACAAUGCAGACAACCUUGAAGAAGCAGUUCUCCCAACAGUCACGUGCAGGAUUUUAAACAGGAAACAGCAAAUUUACGUAAGGCGAUUUAAGAGGAAGAGAAAUCAACCAAGUUCCUGGCUAAAAAUCGGUGCAUUCAGAGAACCGCCAACGUGUGAUAGCUGGACAACAGUUUUCAUUAGUUAAAAAUAGAGAACAGAAGAAAAUAUCAACAAAAAAUACCUGAGAAAAAUGUGCCAAUCCACACUUAUUUCAAACACAAAAGGGAACUGUGAUCUGGCAGCCCAGAUCAUGAACCAGCCUUCACUUUCCUCAACAGAAGGAGAAUGGACAAAGAAUGAGAAUUCCACUCAGUGUUUCCAUCACAACAAUGAAUGUGCUUUCUCACUUUACAUCUCUGAUAUCCAGGCUUCACUCGCUCAGAAAUGGCUCACAUCUGCAAAGAAUGUCCAAUCUCAUGCACAUAAAUAAGGCCUUUUAGUAGUGGGAACAUGUUCCUUCUCCCUCUUUCCAUCUCCAUGACUGGAAACUGAAUUUCCUAGAAAUUUUACAUCUAGUAUCACACAGCAGUCUUCUGUGAAGGACACCCCAUAAGUGCUGCAUACCUUGGACAGUCUCAGUGCCAUCAGAGAAUUCAAAUGUCAGUUGCUCUAGAAUCAUAAUUCACUUGCAUCCCACUAGUUUCUAGAAGCUUCUUCCCUUAGAUAUUUGUAGAAAUCUCCAUUAUGAAUAUUUGAAGAAACAGUAGUGUUUGAAAGGUCUAAUUCACAAUUUCCCAGUGGCAAAGCAAAGCCUAAGGUCACAAAUUCCACUUGGGGUCCACACCAGCACUGCUGAGAGCUGAAGACAAGGGGGCUGGAGGAGGUCCCACCAUGGACCAGCACAAGGGAAAAGCAGUCAGACCUGCAGAAGCAAUGGGGAAAUCAGCUCAACAAGGGGCAAGGAAGGAAGACAGAAAGCCACCAACAUGGAUGAGAGAUGCACAUGUUUACACAACCAGCUCUGGAGAAGUUUCACACCUCGCUGGUUGGACGAAUUCAGUGAGCCUCAACUUCUACCUACGGUGUAAAAAGUUUCAACAACUAGGCUAAUGCGUUUAUACAAGAGCAGGGUGGGAAUAGCAUCCCUACAGUGACAUCAAAUAAAAGGAGUUGACAUAAUACUAUUUCUAUUUAAAUGCACACCAUUCCCCAUGCUUGACAGUUGGUUCCAUAACUCUGCUUUACCAUUUAGCCUUAAAACCUCCAGCUAAAAUUCUCAGAGCUAUCUCAUCACAUCCCACAGGAACUGUGUGAGGUGCUGGUCAGUAUUAUCACACUGUUUCUUUGUUCCUUGCCACCCGUUAAUCUCUUUGAAGCCACACAUUGUCUCACAUCCCAUUACUUAGAUUACAGGAUGUUUAAAGAUAUGAGCUGUAUUCUUACCCUGCACUUCCAUGGUACAGACUACCUCUGGAUUCCUGGCCAUGUGUGCAGUGUUCCACUCAAGCCAUGCAACCUUUCCAGUCAUUUUACAUUCUAAAGAAGCAACAAUCUUCCACAUAUUUUCUAAAUGUCUGUCAGAGGCUCCAGGGUGAAGUUUUCCACUGAUAGAAAGAAGCCAAAUGAUCAGAUGACAAUCUCCUACAAACAUUUUAACUGAUGUUCAAAAAAGACUGCUAAUGAAGGAAAGACAACUGACGUUCUGAAUGACUCAAAGAAACCUACACAGCAUUCAAAACAGAGAGAGUCGCUUUUGAGAUUUGUAUCUCAGAUAGGCAGUAUUUUUAAAACACAAAAAUUUGUUGCAUAAACCCUGCUAGGAUAUUUUUAAAUGGCAUGUGGUAUUAGCAUGCAAUUUAAUAAUAAUCACAUUAGUCCGGAGUCUAAAACACAGAUUUCACAUCCUCAAAACACCUUCUACCUUGUGCACAGAGUACUUAUUUCAACCCAAAUCUCUAGGACAUGCCUUCUCACACACCCCUCCAGCAGGACAAUGCAUCACCUGCAGCACCAGCUAUGAAGCCACCAGCUAUGAAGCUCACGCUUAAAUCCUAGAAACACACACUGCUGUCCCAUCACUGUAAGUAAACCUUUCCAACCUGCCAGGAAAGGCAGAAACCUUCAGUGCACUCGGAGCACAUCUAGUUGACCAAUUUACAAUGCCACACAUUACAACUUUCUGCCAAUGCAGCUUUGCUAUCAGAUUAGAAGCAAACCAGUUGGCUUGAAUCCAACGCAUUGAGCAAACAGUGGGAGCACAACCACAUCAGCUGCUGUAUGUAGCUGUCACUCCUAAAACCAAUUCUGUGAAACUAAAUGGACAAUCUUGACUGCAGAAUGAACACCUACAGAAUAACAAAGCCUAGCAGGACGCAUUCAGAGACAUUAAGUGCUGAAGCUGAUGACAAGGAGUGCUAAUUUGGGCAGGGAUCUCCCAAAGGAAAUGCUAUGGGAUUUUAACAAUUUUAUACACAUUACUGAUAACCCAUGCAGCAUUUCUCCAACAGAGCAUCUUUUUAGGCAAUCACAGUCAAAACUUCAUUUCACUGAAGUCUGGACAAAAAGUAACCAGACAUUCAGUGUUCCAUGUUCUCGAAUCCAUAUGCAGAUACUUGGAUCUCACAGUCUAUGGACCACAGAUGCAGAAAAAGAAACGAGCAUCUGAAAAACUUUAAAUAUUUUAGAGAACAGACAGUUGGAUUUUGGUGCUCAAAACACCCACUCUUGUUAUCGUGGCAUUUCACAGUGUAAUCUCUAUCUCAGUACUUAAACCUUACCUUUUAAAACACUGUGUGAGAUUUAAAAGGUUCUGAUAGCUGGACAAAGGCAUGCAGAAGAUGGGCCUUAAAUGAUCUUACAUAUACAGGAAGCGUAGUAACUCUCAGCACGCACACAUACAAGAGGCAAAAUGCUAUCUGGAAGUAUCAUAGCAAGGUCAGAGAGCUGAAGAGGUGCCAAUAUUCACCUGUGACAGAAGAGCAGGAAGAUGAGAAGCAAACAAGAAAGUCCAUUUGCCUUUACCGCUCUGAGCUGAAGAUUUGUGACUGCUGGUCAACACCAGAGUGGGCAGUUUUGCAUUGGACAGGAGCACUCUCCUGUGACUGACUGCCCGCAGGCUCAAGAAAGACACCUAACUCUGCAGGACAGAAACUGUAUGUUACUGCAGGGCUGCAAAGCGCUCAGCCCCAUAAAGAAUCCGGAAUUUACAGGGGCUCCACAUCUACCAGGCCGCUAACAGAAGUCCAGACACCAAGACAGCACUGGGGAAUCCCUUGUAGACUAAAUCUUUGAAACCAACAGUGGCUUUGCUUAUCUGAAAGUUAGCUGCAGCAGAGAAAAAGAAGUCCAAGUAGCAACCUUACAAUUCAAAGACAAUAGGAGCUGAAGAGAGGAAGUGGAACCACUGCGAGGCAGCAGGUAAACCCCCAUGGAGGCACAAGCCAGUAGAAGAAAACAAACUAAAACAGCGCAGACUGCUCUACAACCUGAAAGCCACAGAAAAGCCAUGCAAGAAAUGCUGGAGAGGGGAAAAGGAGCCCAGGAAUUUGGGCAGGGACAAAUUGAAGAUAGACAAUUUCAGUAACACAGAAUGCAAAAACAAGACCGCAGAAGGCCACUAAGGGAAGAAGUCAAGGCAAGGGGAGGAAAAGAACAUGUUUCAGAGAAGUAGUUUUAAUGUGGGAAGUUCAGACAGCACAGCAGUUAGAGCCACAUAGUCCCUCUGUUAGUAUCUUAAGAAAAAAAACAGAAAAAUACUACUUUCAAGCAAAAGCCAUCAGAUAAAUGAGCAAAAGCAGUAAUGAUUUAUGGGAAAAGACACAGGUAAGGAGAUGAAGUCACAGAACCGAAGGCAAUGCUCCAGAGACAAAGAGCAGACUUGCAAUCAUAUUGACAUCAGAGUUCCACGAGGAAAAAAAACACUUGGGCAAAUUAUUUCAGGAAAUGACGACGCAGCGAGCCUGGGAACCGGCUCCCUCUGUCCCUGCACAAACCGAGCUCUAUUUUCUAAGACUUUAAAUGGGAGGAGCUACUGCUACAGGAUGGGAAGCCUCCAUGACUCGCUUAACAGCCCCAACGGCAGCUGUAAAUAAAUAAAACGGCUAACUUUGUACACCCCAGUAAUUCAAUUAAACCUUGGUGUGACCACACAUUAGCACAGAUAAACAGAAGCAACCAGAGAGGCCAGAAGCACGGCCUGUCCAGGAGAUCCAAAUGCUCAGUAGCAGGGCUCGCCAUGGCCGCAGGACAGCAGCAGACACCGGUGCCCUGCAGAGGCUCAGCGCGCUGACAGCUCACCCCGGGCUCCGGGCCCACCGCUCGGAACGCAGCGGUUCAGAGAUACGCACAGCGCCCCACUGCUCCGGGUGCGGACCCUUCCCGAAACGCAGGAGGCUCUUUAGGGGGGGAAGGGAGCGGGGGAAGCCUGGCAGCUCCCGGCCUGGCUCUCCGUGCUGGUUAUCACGGCAGGAUAAUUACCUGCCGUGCACAAAAGCAAUCCAAGCGCUGUUACUGGGAGCUUGCAAUUCCUGGCUCUUAAUCUACAUUGUUUUUUUUUUUUUUUUUUUCCUUGAAACAUGAAGCACGACAAGUGAAAACGGAAAGCCACAAGUUCUCCCUGCCCCUACGUUGUCUCGAGCACCUUUCCCCACGCUCGCCCUCAGCCAUCUCUCCUUAAAAACAAUUAGCUGAGCUACAGCGGGCUGUUCCCACAGCCGCUAAUGACGGCCGUACCGCCCUUUACGACCGGGCCGCCCGCAGCGCAGGGAGACACGGCACAGCACAGCACAGCAAGGCACGGCACGGCACAGCACGGCCCGGCCCGGCCCGCACCGCCUCCCGCCCCCACCCCGCUCCGGAUCCGGCGGAGCUCCGCGCCGAGGCCCGGAGCCGCAUUGUGCAGGGAACAAAAGAAAGGUCCUCACCGCACACGCAGCAGGAGAGGGACUGCCUGAAGUAGGGCAGGAGCUUGUUAAUCUCGGUGAAGGACUGCGGAUCCCCCGGGUCGUAGUUGAGCACCAGGCGGCUCGCGGAAACGUAGAGAGCAGUGGCAUUCACCGGGUUCAUCGCAGCCGCUCGCACGCCGCCGCCUCCGGGGGGAAGCUGACAGCAAGGGAGCGGAUUCUUCUGUUGCUGGACCCCGACAGCUUUGAUGAAUAUGACAUGUUUGUGGAACACAGAUGUUCUGACUUUGGGAUGGACUCCAGUAAGAAUAAGUACCCUGGAGACAGUGUGGUGACUGGCCGUGGACGGAUUAAUGGUAGACUGGCUUAUGUUUUCAGUCAGGAUUUUACUGUAUUUGGAGGUAGUUUAUCUGGAGCUCACGCCCAGAAGAUCUGCAAGGUCAUGGAUCAGGCUGCCAUGGUUGGAGCACCGGUCAUUGGGCUGAAUGACUCAGGAGGAGCCCGCAUUCAGGAGGGGGUGGAGUCGCUGGCUGGCUAUGCAGACAUCUUUUUGAGAAAUGUUCUGUGUUCUGGGCUGGUGCCUCAGAUCUCACUCAUCAUGGGGCCCUGUGCUGGUGGAGCCGUGUAUUCGCCUGCUUUAACUGACUUCACGUUCAUGGUGAAGGAUACAUCCUAUCUGUUCAUCACUGGCCCAGAUGUAGUUAAGUCUGUUACCAAUGAAGAUGUCACACAGGAGCAGCUCGGGGGAGCGAAGACACACACGGCUCUGUCUGGAGUGGCGCACAGGGCCUUUGAGAAUGAUGUAGAUGCCUUACUUAACCUCCGAGAGUUCUUUAACUAUUUACCUCUUAGCAACCGUGACCCGGCUCCAGUCUGUGAGUGCUAUGAUCCCAGUGACCGUUUGGUUCCUGAGCUGGACACCAUUGUCCCUGUUGAAUCCACUAAAGCCUACGAUAUGCUGGAUAUCAUACACGCCAUCAUUGACGAAAGGGAGUUCUUCGAGAUCAUGCCAUCCUAUGCCAGAAACAUCGUUGUGGGGUUUGCCAGGAUGAACGGAAGAACAGUUGGCAUAGUGGGCAACCAACCCAAAGUAGCAUCAGGGUGCUUAGACAUAAAUUCUUCUAUCAAGGGAGCCCGCUUUGUUCGCUUCUGUGACGCAUUCAACAUCCCUCUCAUUACUUUUGUGGAUGUUCCUGGGUUUUUGCCAGGUACAGCUCAGGAGUAUGGAGGGAUCAUACGGCACGGUGCAAAACUACUGUUUGCCUUUGCAGAAGCAACUGUGCCUAAAAUUACUGUCAUCACCAGAAAAGCCUAUGGUGGUGCCUAUGAUGUGAUGAGCUCGAAGCAUUUAAGAGGAGAUGCAAACUAUGCCUGGCCGACUGCAGAGGUGGCAGUGAUGGGGGCAAAGGGUGCUGUGCAGAUCAUUUUCAGAGGAAAAGAGACAGAUGCAGAGGCAGAAUAUGUGGAUAAAUUUGCAAAUCCCUUUCCGGCAGCUAUGAGAGGGUUUGUUGAUGAUAUCAUCCAGCCUUCGGCCACCCGCAGGCGCAUCUGCCAUGACCUUGACGUGCUGGCAAGUAAAACCCAGUCCAAUCCCUGGAAGAAACACGCUAAUAUCCCACUGUGAGUGUGAGGAGGGACCUGGCCUUGGUAGUCCUCUGAAUGCAAAUACUUUCUGUCAUUUGGCAGUCUACUCUGCAGUAGUAUUUCAUCUUGAUUUUGCUAAUACUUAUCAAUAAAUCAUACCUCAUUUAA
Messenger RNA from Gallus gallus (chicken), 7762 nucleotides. It is a transcript of the gene PCCB, whose product is annotated as propionyl-CoA carboxylase beta subunit. Bases 6270 to 7634 code for a protein of 454 amino acids. The record is from RefSeq and is a predicted model, not a curated record. NCBI's taxonomy places the organism in Eukaryota, Metazoa, Chordata, Aves, Galliformes, Phasianidae. Gene Ontology annotation, molecular function: propionyl-CoA carboxylase activity. Gene Ontology annotation, cellular component: mitochondrion. The transcript has 15 exons.